GUGCGGUGGUUUACUUUUGAAUGUUUUGAAUUACAUACACUUCAUAAUUUGAAUUUCAAAACAUUUUUUAUUGUGAGAAAUGAAGUAAAAAUGGGCAUUAAACAUUUAUGGACAAUAUUCUCCCCAUUUUGUGAUAGAAAACCCCUUUUCGAAUUACAAGGGAAAACUGUAGCCAUUGAUCUUUCAUGCUGGAUAUGUGAGGCACAAAAUAUAGCCGAAUAUCAAGUACAACCUCGUAUGUAUCUAAGAAAUUUAUACUUUAGAGCAUGUUACCUUUUAUUGAUGGAAGUGAAUCCAGUUUUUGUCCUAGAAGGCAAAGCCCCAGAAUUAAAGUAUGACACCAUAACUGCUAGAAAUGCAUUACAGUUUAAAGGGGCGAAGCCGAAAACUGACAGUGUAAAAACUGGAAAAGAUAGAUCUAGGUUUAAUCAUGUAUUGAAAAGAUGUGAAGAAAUGUUGGGGUAUAUGGGAAUUUCCUGCAUCAAAGGAAAGGGAGAGGCAGAAAGUCUGUGUGCUUAUCUUAAUGAUGAAGGGUUGGUUGAUGGUUGUAUUUCACAAGACUCUGAUUGUUUCGCUUAUGGGGCUAAAAUUGUAUACAGAAAUUUCUCCAUAGCAGCUCAAGGGGCCUAUUCUGCAAGUGGUGGAGCAGUUGAUAUUUAUGAUUUAAGUAAAAUCAAUAAAGGAAUGAAUUUUGGGAGAAACAAAAUUAUUGCCAUGGCCCUGCUAUGCGGUAGUGAUUACAGUGAUGGUGUUAAUGGAGUUGGUAAAGAAACAGUAUUAAAGUUUUUUGAAAAUUUACCCGAUGAAGAAAUAUUAGAAAUAUUAAGGUCUUGGAGGAGGAAUACAGAAAAGUAUGACAAGUUUGAACAAUUAAUAAAUGAUAAGAAUAUAUGUACAGCUUGUGGACAUCAUGGUAAAAUACAGGGACACACCAAAAAUGGUUGUGGUCCGUGUGGAAUGACAAAAGGUUGUAAUGGUGAGAAAUACAAAGAAAAAAGACUGAAAAUCAAAAAUGAACUAUCAAUGAGAGACAAAGCCUUACAAGACCCUGAUUUUCCCAAUGAAAAAUUGAUACAAGAAUUUCUUACCAAAAAGGACAAAGUGUGCAAGUUAGAUUUAAAAUGGAGACAGCCCAAUGUUUUAAAAUUUGUACAAUUCACUUCCAAGUUUUUGCAAUGGGAAGAAAUUUAUGCUUUUGAAAAAAUUCUUCCAAUUUUGACUAGAUGGCAAUGUUUGAAUCCAGAUUUAGUAUCAAAUGAUUUGAAGGGUAUUCUUCAACCCAGUUAUAUUAAAAAAGUUAGGACUCCAAAAGGGCUACCAAGCUAUGAAAUAAUAUGGUCAGACCCAGAAGAACAUUUUAUGGGUCUUAUUCCUAAAGAGCAAAUUGGCGAGUCUAAUACAACACCAGAAAAAUUAUGGUCCACUAUAGAACCACAAAGUUUAGUCAACAAAGCUUAUCCAAAACUAGUAGACAAAUACCAACAAAGCAAAAUCAAGCCCAAGAAAAUAACCAAAAGAAAAAAGAAAGAUGUCAACAUUGAAGAAUUGGGCGACAUGUUGAAAAAUACUUCAAUAUCAGAACCAAAGCCUAAAAGAACAAGAAAACCUACAAAUAAGAAAGAGAAAAAUAAAGAUGAACUUAAAGACAAUUUGAAUGGUCUGAAAUUGUCUAAAACUAACAAGAAAAACACAUUACUGGAUAAUUUUUUAAGACAAGCUGUAUUAAACAACCAACAAAUUAAAAACAAAGAAGAAAAGGUUUCGGAAAAUAAGGAAAUCGAAGACGAAAUAGAAGUUAUAGAUGUUGAUAAUUGUCACACAUCAACUCCAUCUAAAUCCUUUAACAAUUGUAGGGAUAAAUCAUGUUUUGGAGAUGAAGAUGAUGAUGAAGAUCUGUCUCUUAUCAUUGAAAAUAUAAUUUCUAAGAAACCGACAAACUUACAACUAGGUGAUAUAUUUAAAGGUUUGCAAUUCAAUGAAGAUUUGUAUGAAGAAGUAGAUGAAAAACAAAAUAUGGAUGUAGAUUUGUUGGAAAAAAUAGAAAAACAUUUGGAUGUCGAAAGGAACCAUUCCAGUUUUUUUAUUACAGGGCCUGUUGAAAAUGAUUUAUUCGAAAGAACUUUUAAUGAACUAAACUGCAGUGAUGAAAGUGAUAACACAGUGGAAUAUGAUUAUAAUGAACUUGAAUUUGAUGAUGAUGAAACAAAAGAUUUUGAUGGGGAUAAAAACAAAGGAACUAAAAUUGUUGGAAGAAAAAAUGAGAACGAAUGCAAAAGUGAAAGAUUGAAUGGAAAUUAUGACAACAUUAAAAAAAUAGAUAGUGAUAGGGAAGAUGAUGAUAGCUUCUGUGAUAUUUAUGUACCCCUAUUAGAUAGAUUAAAAAACAAAUAAGUUAUUUUGUAUCAUUCUAUAUUUUUAAUAUAUAUAAUUUUAUUUACUUAUUUUUACUCAUCCAACAGUUUAAACCAAUGAAUUACAGGAUAAAAAAUACUGAAAAUAUAAAAAUUGUUUUAACAGAAAUAAAAUAUCAAUAAAAUAAAUAUAUUUUUAUAAUAAAAAUAACUACAACUUUUAAAUAAUACCAUUUUCAGUAAAAAAUAGCUAUUUGCUUCAAAUUCCAAAAAAAGGCACUUUUGGACUUCAAUUUGAACAUUAUACAGUACUUGUUACUUCAUAAGAAUAAUAAGGGCGAUAAUAUUCAUUGCUAUUUGUAAGAGAUUCCCAUUCCUGUUCAUUUGAAUCAAAUUCAUAAAGGCUUAAUAUAUUUUUUUUAAGUUUGUUCAUUCUUCUUCGUUUGGCCAUUAAAUAUACCUAAAAAUUAUAGUUA
Messenger RNA from Psylliodes chrysocephalus, 2827 nucleotides. The record is from the annotation of a GenBank genome assembly. Lineage: Eukaryota; Metazoa; Arthropoda; Insecta; Coleoptera; Chrysomelidae.